Molecule: messenger RNA, 1101 nt
Organism: Panonychus citri (citrus red mite)
Lineage: Eukaryota; Metazoa; Arthropoda; Arachnida; Trombidiformes; Tetranychidae
Exons: 3
Coding region: 443-892 (149 amino acids)
Source: RefSeq, a predicted model, not a curated record
UAGAAUUGAACAGAAAUUUAAUUAGCACAAUUAAUCAAACCAGUGGUCAUUAAAUUAGCACAAAUAUGAUCAGCUGAGAAAAAGAAACUCUCUUGUUGAAGGAAGUUGAUUGAAGAAAAGCAAUAGACUCUAACUGUUGAAUUACCUUUGAACUGUGGACGAAUUAAAAAUGACAAUGAGACUUAUAAAUCCUCUGGAUUUAUGAGAUAGGACCCACUGGAACACUGGAACCCGCUGACCAGUCAAGGAUUAUCCAAUUGGCAAUUAAACACAAUCAACUGAUAAUCUUUAAUAACAUUGGAAUUCAAUUCAAUGUCUCUGAUCAUCAUUCCAAUUAAAAUAACAAUUGUAACGAUGAUGAAAUUAAUUCUGAUAUUUUCAUCAAUCAGUUAAAACGAUUCAGGUAAUUCAGGGUAAUCAUGAAGCUCGUUGGGUCGCUUUCAUGUCAUUUUUUCUCGCUUCGUUCUUGAUGGAUUUGAGUUUAUUUGUUUCUUUCAUUGAUCCACCCGAUGAACCUUUUCAUAUUUGGUACGUAGCAAUUACCGGGAUAAUCACUGGAUCAAUUGUUCUGCCAAAUAUAAUUGCUAGAGCUCGACUUUCACGUAAGAUUGAUAAUCUACACAAAAUACUUCAUCAGGUAUUACGUUAUUGCUGUUUAAUCACUCGACUUAAAAUUGAGGCCUUACAUCUUAUGGAUUUGAUGCUCGCUAAAUCAAUUGGUUUUUAUGUUGGAGAUUCAUUUAGACUUGAUAUGUGGCACUUACUUUUGGUAAGUUUAAUCAUUUUAAUUAGCCCUAAAUUGUCAACAAUUAACAUCCAAAUUAUUUACAACCAGUAUUUUGCUGAAAAUGCAUCAAUAUUGCUCUUAAUGGUGGCCAAUAUGAGACGAUAAUUAACUUGGAAUCAAUGAAAAUCAACCUAAUAAUUUAAAGUACUAAUUGAUCCCCAUGAUAAGUGAUAAUCUAAUUGUUAUUGAUUUGCUUUGAUUACAAUAUAAACUGUUAUCCUCUUCUCAUUGUAUGUUCACAAUUUAAUCAACAAUUUGUUAUCAUUAAGAUCUCUUUCCAAAUAUAAUUGAAUUGAAUUGUUAUCACAACUCAA